This is a messenger RNA of Adineta ricciae, 690 nucleotides long. The record is from the annotation of a GenBank genome assembly. NCBI's taxonomy places the organism in Eukaryota, Metazoa, Rotifera, Eurotatoria, Adinetida, Adinetidae.
AUGGGUAUGAACGAAAUACUCUCUACGGCGACUUACGCCACGGGAACACCAUCGAUUGUUAAAGUUGAACCAUAUACAAUUAGUUCACCAGAAAACAGUCGAACAUCGUUUGAUGAUAAUGACAUAAUCGCAUUUGGUCCUAUCAAGGUUAAACCUCGUAAGAAACCAGCACCAACAUUAGCAACUGGCCGUCGAUCAAAGUAUGAAGUUUUAAGUCCUGAAGAAGAACAAAAACGAAACAUCCGACGUGCACGCAAUCGUGCAGCUGCCGAACGUGUUCGCGUUAGUCGAUUGUCUGUCGAACAACAAUUACUCAAUCAAAUAGCCGAAUUGGAAAGUCAAGAAGCAAAAUUAUCACAAAAUGUUGAAUCACUUCAGCAUCAAAAACUACACUUAGAAACACGAUUGUUUACUCAUGAGCGCAUGUGUUCGAAUAUGACUCAAACCAAUGCAUCGAUCACUUCGAACACCGAUUUAUCAACAUUUUUUCAAUUCGAUGACAUUCAGCUUCCUUCUCAACAAUUCGAUACAAUAAGCACAAGGCAGUUAUUUCGUUGCCUUUUUUUUCAACAAGCUGGCCAAGUAUCAAUUUUCAAGUGUGUCCUUUGCUUUCAACAGUUUGUACUUUCAGUUCGAUCAAUGUACAAUUUUCCUAUUCUUGCUAGUUAUUUCAAAAAUGUCGAGCAAUAA